Messenger RNA from Maudiozyma barnettii, 1494 nucleotides. It is a transcript of the gene WSC2, whose product is annotated as Wsc2p. Bases 1 to 1494 code for a protein of 497 amino acids. The record is from RefSeq and is a predicted model, not a curated record. Lineage: Eukaryota; Fungi; Ascomycota; Saccharomycetes; Saccharomycetales; Saccharomycetaceae. The transcript has a single exon.
AUGCUUCCCAUAUUAACAACAAUGAACAAACUCUCACAUAUAUUGCUGCUUUUGUUGCUAACACUCCGAUUAUCAAUGGCACAGGAAGUAUUCUCUUUUAAAGGAUGCUAUUCUCAAUCAGAUAUGAAUUCCCUAUCUUUAGAAUCCCAAGGGUCAUACUCUUAUCAAUCACCUUCUUACUGUCAGGGACUAUGUUCAAGUUAUGAAUUCUAUGCUUUAUCGGAUGGUGGCGAUUGCUAUUGUGGUAAGUCGUUGUCAAAACUAUUGAAAUUAUCUACAGUCGACACCAGUGAAUGUUCAACAAAUUGUAAUGGUUGGCCAGACGAUAAAUGUGGUGGACCAAGUGCAAUGGAUGUCUAUGGGGACGACGCUGCUUUAAUUGCAUCUGACACCGACUCAUCAUCAUCAUCAUUGUCAUCAUCAUCAUCAGAAUUUACUUCAUCGACUCACUCUAUGUCCAGUUCUAGUACUAGUUCAAAGAGUAGCUCUAGUAGUAGCAGUAGCUCUAGCACCAGCAGCAGCAGUAGUAGCAAGAGCAAAUCAUCCAGUUCAAUCAUGUCCUCUACAUCCACUGAUGAUGAUAGCAGCAGCUCUAGCUCAGGAACUUCAUCCACUUCGUCUUCUAAGAAGUCGUCAUCUUCGUCAUCUACAAAGUCUCCAACUACGGUCAUGACCUCGCUAGAAUAUACCACAAUGGUCGUUACACAAUCAGUGAUCUCUGCGUCUGAUCAAACCCCUGCUACAAUAUACGUCACAACAACAUCUUUGGUUCAAACAGUUGCUCCGACAGUCGAAUCAUUAAACAGUAAAAAUAGUUCCAACUCCAAGGGUUCAAGCCUGAGUGGUGGUGCAAUUGCCGGUAUUGUCAUUGGCGUUGUCUUCGGUACUUUGUUCUUAAUUCUAGCCAUAUAUUUCUUUUUCUUUCAUAAACGUAAUAGAAAAGAUAAUGACGCUGAUUUGGAAGAAACUAAACAUUAUCAACCUUAUUCGUUCGGUGAUGAAAAUGCUACGCCGAUUAUUUUACCACCUUCUUCAUCAACAUCAAAUUGGAGAAUUCCCUCAAGACAUAAUACUACAAAUACAAAUAGUCAUAGUAAUACUAAUUCAUCAUUUAGUAAUUUCUCGAUGCCUUUGAAAAAUGGUACUGACGUAUUAGACUCUACUUCUAACUCUACAAUGAAUAGAACAUCCAUGCAAAACUUAACUCCAAAAAUCAAGCAUCCAUCGACAGUGUUUGAAGAACCAAUACCGUUCGUUGAUGCAGGUAAUCAAAGAUUUAGUACCUCAUCACUUCCUGAUAUGAUGGAAGAAAGAGCACCUUUAAGAAUUGUUAAUCCUGAUAACAACAAUCCCCUCGUUAAACAUGAAACCAAUAAAUUGGAACAAUUUAUUAGUAAUAAUAACAAUAACUUCAACUUAGAUGAUAGUUAUGUCGAUCUAUCUAGAUCUUCAGAUGAUCAUUCAUAUAAUGAGAAAAUAUCUGAAAAUAGUUGA